AUGGACUACAUUGCAUUUGAGCCCUUUCCGGAAAAUGACGCGCUUCCCUCACCUCAACCGUCGCUUUCAAUCCCCCUCAAGUCGAACAUUGAAAAUUUGGGUGCCAAACUAUCCCAGUUCAAUAACUUGAAACAGUUCUUACAGCUGAACGCAGCUGACAACAUCGAGGAAAAGGUCGAAGACUCGAAGUUGGCCGAGAAGUAUGCACUUUUAUCACUUGAGCAGUUGACGAAAGAUCAGAAACCCUCUGAUAGUUCGUCCUCACAAGACCCAUUGGCCCGAUCAGAAGCUUUGUCCACGCGAUUGUCAAGGGGACUCAAUCCGACUUUUGGAGAUGCUUCUAUGCGUGAGCUUUUCACUCGGUUAGAAUCGAAGUCCUACGAAGAAAGCAUGGAUCAUUUGGUAGACGCAGGCAUAGAAGGAUCGAUAGCUCGUAAAAAUUUGAGAUCGCAGGUAGAAGCGGAGCUUAUCAAAAAUUAUGCAUCUAUUCUUGCCGAUUAUGCGAAGCCGGUGAAAGUAUUGAAGACGUUGGGCGAAAGAGUGUCUGCUCUUGUGGUCUCUAUUAAUGAAACUAAAGAUCUACUAGAAAAGGACGUCGCAGCUACGUCUGAUCUAAUGAGCGAAAUAGACGCCUUGAAUUCUGAGAAAAAAUCAAUUGAUUUGAAGAAGAGUCUUUUGGUGGCAUUCCGCCAGAAGUUCACCCUCAAUGAGUACGAACAGUACGUCUUGGAAUACAAUGACAUCAACCAGGAGUUUUUCGAUGCCCUUCUGCGUGCGGAGAAAAUUAAUGAGGAUUGUCUGAUUCUUCUUGCUGUUGAUAACCCCAAGCAGGGUCGUAGCCUCUUGGCUAAGAACAACGAUUUGGUUUCGAAAGCAAACCAGAAGAUUACUACAUUUUGUACCCGCUCGCUUUCCAAUAUCUAUUCGCUCAAUAAUCGUGAAAGACUAAACACUUUACAUAUGUGCCUUGACUAUCUCUCUCGAUCCCCAGAAAAGUUGAAUUCUGUUCUAGAAUCAUUCGUGAAAACACGCUCGGCGUCUCUCUUAGACGAAUUCAGCUCUCAAAUUAACGGAAAUAAUCUGUCAGAUGGAAAGAGCAGCAUAUCCGACUCUCGCCCGGUUUAUUUUUCGUCUCACGAUCCCGUAAGAUAUAUUGCAGACUUGCUAGCCUAUGUUCAUUCUAUCGUUGCCAACGAGGCAGAGACAGUCAAAAACUUAUUCGAGGGAGAGCAGGAUCUUUCUCAAACAGCCAGUAAAAUCUUGGAGCAAACUUUAGGUUCGCUUGCAAAACCAAUCAAAGCCGAAAUUGACCGCGUCGUUUCAGCAGAAACGAGGCUUCAAACUACUUGUCAAAUCAUGACCCAUCUAGAACUCUAUCAUUUGAUGUUCAAUAAGAUUUCCGAUGCAAUUGGAAUCAAUGAAUCCAUUGCCGCUGCAAUGUUACUAGCCAAAGAAAAGGUAGAACUUAUAUUGUCAAACCGUUUGGCAGCUGCAAAAACAUCCAACCUGGCAAGAUUGGAUCUCUCUUCAGAUUUACAGCCACCAGAAUGGAUUAUUGAUUUCUAUUCGGACAUUCUUCCGGUGUUAGACACAAUGACUUCAGCUACUGUUUUUGACAUGCCUGAAGCUGAACACAAAAAAUUCCUUGAGCUUAUUGUCGAUCAGCCUAUCUCAGUUUUCGAGGAGCACUUGAAUUUUGAAUCUUCUGCAUUUGAUAGGCGCGACCUCGUCAUUUUCAAGCUCAACUUCCUAGAUCUUAUAACAUCUAAAGUUACACCAAUUGUCUUGCUAUCACUGAAAGUUGCAGAAUUAGUAUUGAAGACAAAGUCUCUUCGACAAGAAGCACAAGAAAUUCAGCUCCAAGAAUUGCUUCGAAGCUGUUCACUCACUGAUUUCUACAAUGUCACAAACAUGAUUUUCCCUAUUGACAAGGAGCUUUUGGAUCCAUCAAUAUACCAGGCUAUCACAGAAAACAAGCUCUUCAACAAGGAAGCGAUUGCUGCUGCAAAUGAGGACAUUCAAGCAGUACUUCCAACUGCUUUAAUGGACUCCCAAUCAACGCUCAUAAAACUUAACAAUCCCAUUGAUGUCAAGGAGAUUGUUACAUCUUCCUUCGAACAAUUUCAAGUCUUCUACACGUUAUUUUCGGCUAUAGUGACAGAGUAUUUACAGGAGCCGCUCUUGUCAUGGUCUUCAGAUGAUGUUGGAACCAUGCUUGGUAUUGACGAUUCUGACUCCUACCUGAUAUUAGAAUAA
This is a messenger RNA of Australozyma saopauloensis, 2256 nucleotides long. Its product is annotated as Golgi transport complex subunit. The record is from RefSeq and is a predicted model, not a curated record. The transcript has a single exon. Gene Ontology annotation, biological process: intra-Golgi vesicle-mediated transport. The coding region runs from base 1 to 2256 and encodes 751 amino acids. Lineage: Eukaryota; Fungi; Ascomycota; Pichiomycetes; Serinales; Metschnikowiaceae. Gene Ontology annotation, cellular component: COG complex.